ACCGCAUGAUCGCACCCACCUCGCCCCGGGUAGGGCCACCAGUACUUUCUACCGCUACUUAUAAACUUGGUUCAAACACUCUAGUUGUUCAGUCCGUCCUGUCAACAAUUACCGGAUUAUAUCCCUGAACGACAGAAUCAUGGGCAGUAGAAAAAGGCUCGGCUGCGCCGGGGUCUUCGCUAUAAUUUUUAUAGCUCAAACAGCGGCGACGACUGACGAUUUCCUGAACUUGACACCGAACGGCAAUUCAGCUCCAAGACGAGCAGAGUCAAGGAGGAGUCGUUACGUCAGCUAUGCAGGUGAUAACUUACCGUUCCUUUACCCAAACUCGCAGUACAACAACUUUUUUGGACAAACUCCGGCAGUCUAUCAACCGUAUGGCGCUGCCACAGGAGGAGUCGUUGGCAAUAGUCAGCCGAAUCAAUCCAACCAACAGGGUCAAGUGACCUGCGGCGAUAGAUUUGACGGUGUCUGUCAAAAGUCGAGGUACAGAACGUUCGAUGGGUCCUGCAAUAAUCCUUACAACCCGACUUGGGGCCAGGCGAAUACCCGGUACGCUCGACUCCUGCCCUCCAAUUACGCCGACGGAGUCCACGAGCCGACUCGAUCCGUUAGCGGAAACAGUCUUCCUCUCUCCCGGGAGGUCAGCCUCGUCCUUUUUCCGGACGUCAAGGUGGAGGACAAGAUGUGGACGCUGGCGAACAUGCAAUGGGGCCAAAUCGUCACCCACGAUAUGGCCAUGAUCGACGGAUCUACGCAGUCUAAGGCCCAUCCAACCAGAUGCUGCACGGACGAUGGCCAGUUCCUGACGUCAGCCCUCAACAGCCCCCUUUGCUACCCAAUUAUCGUCCCGCCCAACGACCCUGUUCACACUCCAUCCGGAACAAAGUGCUUAAACUUUGUUCGUAGUACGACUGACCUCGACCGUGGAUGUUCCUCGUUCAACGAGCCUGCGGAACAGUUAACCACAGUCACGGGCUGGCUUGACCUCUCCAUAGUAUACGGAUCAGACGAUCAGACCUCGGCCAGUCUUCGGGCCGGUUACGGAGGUCGUCUCAACGUCGACGUUCGCGACGGCAGAGAGUGGCCACCAGCGGCACUGAACAAAAGCGCGACUUGCGACGUCGAGAGCGAUGCCGAGGUCUGCUACCGAACAGGAGACGUCAGGGCGAAUCAAAAUCCUCAGCUGACGAUUAUGCAGAUAAUGCUCCUCAGAGAGCAUAAUCGAAUCGCCGACGUACUCGCUCAUCUCAAUCCCCAUUGGACGGAUGAAAUAGUUUUCCAAGAAUCCAGACGCAUCGCGAUUGCCCAGCACCAGCACAUCACCUACUACGAGUGGCUGCCAAUUUUCUUAGGGGUCGAGAACUCGCUGUGUCAUAAAAUAAUUUACGACACGAACGGAUACGUCGACGAUUAUUCGCCCUCGAUUAACCCGAGCAUAAUAAACGAGCACUCAAAUGCCGCAUUUAGAUACUUCCAUUCGUUGAUUGCUGGAAGACUGCAGUUGGUGAACGAGCACAGAUUCGCUUUCACGUACAACAGCCUGCGACUCAGUGACCACUUCAACCGACCCGGAGUCAUCGAGCAGGGCGACAACAUGAACGACCUUACGCGUGGUCUCAGCACACAGCCCGAAGAAGCAAGUGACCAAUAUUUCACCAGCGAGAUAACCCAGUUCCUGUUCCGGGGUGGAAGACCCUUCGGAACCGACCUCCGAUCCCUCGAUAUUCAGAGGAACAGGGACCACGGACUUGCUUCUUACAACCAGGUCCGUCAUUACUGCGGAUUGCCGAAGGCACGUCAAUGGGCAGACUUCGUUGACUACAUAUCGCCGGAGAACAUCGAGAAGUUGGCUCAGCUCUAUGAGACUCCCGAUGACGUUGACCUGACGGUUGGAGGUUCAUUGGAAUCGCACGUGAACGGAGCUUUGGCGGGUCCAACCUUCCUUUGCAUUCUUCUCGAACAAUUCUACCGCACAAGAGCCGGAGAUAGAUUCUGGUUUGAGUCGUCUGAUCAGGACGUGGCCUUUACACCUGAGCAACUAACCGAGAUACGAAAGAGCAGCAUAUCGAAAUUGUUCUGCGAGAACGGUGAUAAUAUAAAACUGAUGCAGCCUAGAGGUUUUGAAAUCGUUUCGGAACAGAAUCCUCUCGUCAAAUGUAACGACUUGCCUGGAAUCGAUCUUUCGCUCUGGAAGGCCGUCGAUCCUAGACACCAUGGAAGACAUUAUCGCCCACAUAUUCUCGUAUAAUCGUGAUUAUACCCAAAUGCGGAAAAGCGUUGUUGCGUUUCGUUGUUUAUAUACUAUGAUAUAAUAAUAUAUCGAGUUUGUUAAGCCUAAUUGCCCGAACGAUUUUUCGAAAGCAUAAAAUACGCACUUACGUGUACGCAACGUACAUACGUAGGUACGUUUAUCUGUGC
Messenger RNA from Diprion similis, 2421 nucleotides. Its product is annotated as peroxidase. The transcript is spliced from 14 exons. Lineage: Eukaryota; Metazoa; Arthropoda; Insecta; Hymenoptera; Diprionidae. Gene Ontology annotation, molecular function: peroxidase activity; heme binding. The record is from RefSeq and is a predicted model, not a curated record. The coding region runs from base 140 to 2251 and encodes 703 amino acids. Gene Ontology annotation, biological process: response to oxidative stress.